AUGUCCCACUCCCACACUGCCCACACCAUCAAGAGCGAGAAGCCUCCCACCUCUUCGGACAACCUUGAACCUUGUGAGUUGCACGACCUGUCGCUGGGAUUGCCGAGCGAUGACGACGGGGUGGUGCGAGAGCGAGACUGACCGACCCCGAACGGCGAAUAACCUCGGUCGCACCCACCAACGCCCACACAGACAAGGAUCAGGUGAUGAAGGAUGUUCAAAAGGUGCAACUUGUACUGAACGAGAAGGUCGAGAUGCAAGUCCUUGGAUGUCUGGUCGUCAACAGGCUGCUCACAGUCGGAACACAAGCUGACGGGACUCUUGUUGCACCGCCGAUCGCACCAAACCAACCCACUGCAACGCUCGAACACCUCCGAUCGCGCCUUGGGGAGCUCGGAAUGACCGACAGUGCGAGGAAACACUAUGUUGAUCCGGCGCAGGAGUAUCUCGUGGCACAGGCUCAUGCACGGCCGAUCAUGACCGUCAGUUGUCUUCUCGCUCGUCGGUGUGCUCGUCGUCACGCGUCACGUCGCGUCUCCAGCUGGCUUUCACGCUCAACUUAACCGCGCUCCUCGUGGCCUCGGCUCGCUGCGUCAGGCCGAUCGGGUCCCGGCGCAGCACCCGAUCGACCGCAGCACGACCUGACUUUUUAAGGUAUGGUCAACUGACUCACAUGAAUCAUCACAGUCGCUGCUCGGUGUCUUUUUUGCGCUGUCCUUCUUCCCCGUCCUUACGUUUGUCCUCUUCUCGCUCGGCGCCAUUCUCACCGUCGGUGGUACGGCUCUCGUCAUCUCUCUCGCCAUCCUCACGUUCGUCAUUGGCACCGCUGGUGAGUUAUCUUGCACGUCGUUCUUUGCCUAGACUAUGCCAUGAUUGCUGAUGGUAGCCGCGGCGAACUUUCAGUCACGCUCCUGAUCGGCACCUUGUUCGUGACGGGUUUUCUCAGCUUGUGCGCGCUCGGCUGGGUGCUCGGUGUCUACGCCUUGGUGAGGUUGGGUCAGAAUUUGCUCCACGAGGACAAUACCGUCGAGGGCCUCAAGGUCAGUGACACCAUGUUGUAUCAUCUGAUAAUCCGUCCGGCCGAGUCGAGGUGGGAAAAGCUCACCGAGAAAACCCUGACCCGAUCGCAGUCGUACUACGCCGAGAUGCACGGUCUCGUGUUCGGCACUCAUCACCACCACGGUCGUUCCGAGGGCAGCGAUCGCAACGACGUUGGAUCGUACCCGCACUCAUGA
Molecule: messenger RNA, 1235 nt
Organism: Microbotryum saponariae
Lineage: Eukaryota; Fungi; Basidiomycota; Microbotryomycetes; Microbotryales; Microbotryaceae
Source: the annotation of a GenBank genome assembly